Molecule: messenger RNA, 4224 nt
Organism: Akanthomyces muscarius
Lineage: Eukaryota; Fungi; Ascomycota; Sordariomycetes; Hypocreales; Cordycipitaceae
Exons: 12
Coding region: 1-4224 (1407 amino acids)
Biological process (GO): transmembrane transport
Cellular component (GO): membrane
Molecular function (GO): ABC-type transporter activity; ATP binding; ATP hydrolysis activity
Source: RefSeq, a predicted model, not a curated record
AUGGACGACUCUUUUGGCCCGCGCCUGUUGGGCCACUUUGACUUUACGCUGCUCUUUGAAGAUACAAUGUUUCACAUGGCGCCAUCUGCCGUUUUGAUCUUUACCCUGCCAUAUUACAUUCACAAAAUUGUUACUUGCCGGCCCCUGGUACGGUCAGGCUGGCUUCUGGGGGCAAAGGUCGCCGUAGCCGUGGCCGCCGUUGCGGUCCAGCUCGCGAUUGUGGUGUACUGGUACCAGUCCCCCUUGAAUUCUAAGCUGGCGCAAGCAGCUUCGAUCCUUACCCUCCUCAGCUCCGUCGGCGUUGUGGCCAUGGCUUACGCCUCGCACGUCUAUUUUCUUCAGCCUAUCUUGUUCCUUUCUGCCUUUCUGAGCAUCACGCUUGUAUUCGAUCUCAUCACCAUUUACACCUACCUUCACAGAACGGGCCUGGACACCCUUGCGCGUCUGACAUGUGUCCUGCCAGCGCUUGGCAGCGAGAUCACGGCGGGCUUCUGGAGUAGAUCUACAUUCUUGUGGAUCAACCCGCUCUUGCUCUUCGGCUUUCGUCACAUUAUUGACAACGACACCCUCCCGGACAUCGGCCACCAAUUUGGCUCCAAUAUGCUCUACCGCAAUUUUAAACUAUGCUGGGAUAAACAAGACCAUAAAGCUAAGCGCGCACUAUUCAAAGCCCUAAUUUUUGCCGCGCCCUGGCCGUUCUUCUAUGCCAUCUUACCACGCCUGUUCCUGGUAGGGUUCAACUUCAGCCAGCCUUUUCUUUUACAAGAUGUCGUCAAUGUGGUUGCCGAUCAGCCUACGCAGCCAGAUAAAGGAUCUAGGAAUGAUGAGGUGAUUGGACUCAUCUUGGCCACUGCGCUUGUGUUCAGUGGCAAAGCGGUGUCUAGAAACUGGUUCAGCCAAAUCAGAACCCAAAUUAUGGUUUCCAUAAGAGGCACUCUCGUGUCCGCCAUAUACCAAAAGUCCCUCCGUAUCAGCGCCGCGGAGUCAGAAGAGUCGGCUGCAGUGACGCUGAUGAGCACUGACGUCGAAGGCGUCGGCAGCCUCGUAUCAUUGUGCUAUGAUACUUGUGCAGUGGUUCUCGAGGUCGGCUUCGGCAUCGGAGUCCUUACAAUCUUCGUUGGCGCGGCGAGCAUCUUUACUGGUGUUACUGCCUUGAUCGUAACGGUGGGCUCGAGGCAGCUGGCUAAACGAAUGGGCGCUAACCGAAAAAUAUGGAAUGAGCACAUCGCUGACCGCGUUGCCGCUACUUCAAAUAUGCUGGCGCAGAUAAAGGACAUCAAAAUGACUGGCUUGGCGCUGUCGAUGGCAACGCAUCUACAUCAUCUACGCGCUAAGGAAGUAGCAGUUUCUCUGAAUGUCAGACGAAUCAAUUGCAUUACUUUUGGUAUUUCCGCAUUUGCCGAAACAAUAACACCAGCGCUUGUUGUCGCUGCCACUCUGUUCUGGACCAGAGAAGCCCAAACAAUGUCAUCGGCGCGCUUUUAUACUAUUCUUGCUGUCGUAAGUAUGGUGUCUCAGCCUCUCGCUGCUUUCUUCGCAAACCUUCCCAAUUGGGCUACUGGCUUUGCCUGCCUCGAUCGCAUCCAGACAUACCUUGCUCAAGACGAGGCAAGAGACCCCCGUCGAGUUACCGAUUAUUCUGCCUCUGUCCCAACCGACGCAACAGGUCUACGGAGAAGGGGUACCAGGGCCACUGCGGUCUCAUAUACAGUACAGCUACGAGCCAUCAAUGUCGCUCUGGGCGCUUCUGACUCAGUUUUGAGUGACGCGACUAUAUCUAUAAAGGCUGGCGAGGUCACUAUGAUCCACGGCUCUGUUGGCUGUGGCAAAUCCACACUCCUUAAGGCAAUGCUCGGUGAGAUGGCUUUUAAGAGUGGCACUGCCGUGAUUUCCUCGCCGUCAAUCGCAUUUGCAGGUCAGCGGCCUUGGCUGAUAAACACGACCAUCCGUCUCAACAUUAUCGGUCGCAAGUCCUACAAUCGUACGCUAUAUCAAAGGAUUAUCUUUGUUUGUGACCUGGCUUCGGAUCUGGAGCGGCUACCCAACGGUGACCAAACCUUGGCUGGAAGUGAGGGCUGCAACCUCAGCGGCGGACAGAAGCAAAGGAUUGCUCUUGCACGUGCUUUCUACAUGGAAGCAGAGACUACUAUACUCGAUGACCCUUUUAGCUCUCUCGACCAGCAGACGGCAGUCUUAAUUCGCAUUAGACUUUUUACAGAUGGUUUCGCGACCGAACGAGGCAAAACACUAGUCAUGACGACUAGCACGAAGCAGCAUCUAGUCGAUGCUGACAACGUGUUUCGUGUCACCGAUGAGGGCCACGUGCAAUAUAUAUCGCCUGCUCAAAUAGAUGUUGAGCUCGAAGACUUAGUGCAGGCGUCUCGGUCACAAGCACGGCCACUGAUAGAUCGCGGUGAAUCCGCGGCAGAAUCGUUUAAGCCGCUACCUCUUGUUCAGUCCAGCACAGAUGAAGAUUCCCACGACAUGAACAAGGCCAAGGUCCAUAAUAGUUUCUCGCUCUAUGCAUACUAUUUUCGACCCGCUGGCAUUUUCGUAGUAGCUGUCUGGCUUGCACUGACGAUUUUUGCCUCCAUCUCCGAAAGGCUCCCCAACAUUUUCGCCCGCAUCUGGCUUGAUGCUUAUGCCGGAGAUCAUAGAUACUAUGCUGGUUACGCAGUAUUUUGUGUUCUUUACCCGAUCAUGAACUCCCUCUCUGCAAUGUUCUUCUUUUACUUCAUCAUUGAGAAAGUUGCAAAUAAACUUCAUGAAAAUUUAGUCAAUGCCACUUUCAGGGCGACUUUUGAAUUCUUGAGCAAUGAAGACGCUAGCUCCAUUCUGAAUCGGUUCAGCCAAGACACGUCGAUGGUCACAAUGGUGAUUCCCGGUCGGGUGCUGCCAACCGUGUUCCGCGCCGUUUCAAUUUUUGUUGACAUUGGCAUCAUCAGCGCCGGUGCGACCUACGCGGCCCCAGUAAUUCCAUUGUUCCUGCUUCAUAUUUUGGCCGUGCAGCAAUACUACCUACGCACCUCACGCCAGCUACGCCUGUUGGAGCAUGACACUGCAAAGGCCCUAGUUCGGCAAUUCACUGAGACGGCUGCUGGCAUCGAACAUAUUCGUGCCUUUCGCUGGCAAGAAGAGGUAAUCCAGGACUUCUAUUCCACCCUCGAUCUCACGCAGCGGCCGCUUUACUUUUUGUACAGUAUUCAACAAUGGCUAGAAGGUGUUUUGGACUUUUCGAGCGCUGUUGCUGCUGUACUUGUUGUCGCAUUUGCACUCAAGUUCCCCAGCUCUGCAUCGGCCAACUCGAUGGGCCUGGCGCUGCUCAGUCUUAUUGGAUUCAGCGACACAAUAUCAGACUGGGUCCAGUCGUCUGUGGCCAUGGAAACUGCCUUUGGUGCAGUGUCUCGUAUAAAAUCGUACUGCUCCGAAACACCUGUUGAGAAAUAUCAAGACAGCGAAGGUCCAAUUCCGUCCGAUUGGCCCUCACGCGGCCAAAUUGAGCUGAAGAAUGUAUCUGCUCGCUAUCGGUCGGCUGCGUCGUCGGAAGGGUCCCAGAUUAAGGACGCAACUGUUGUUGUACGCCCCGGCGAAACGCUCGGAAUAGUAGGCCGAACUGGAGGUGGCAAAACAACUGUGUUGUUGAGUGUCCUGAAUCUGUUGGAAUACAAAGGCGAAAUUAACAUUGACGAUCGGGAGAUUCGUACAAUUCCUCCUGAUAUAUUACGGUCGCGGAUCACUACAGUGACACAAGGAGGUAUUUAUCUGCGAGGCACCGUCAAGUUUAACCUCGACCCGUUCGGCCCUGCGCUGCGCCCAUCGGGCUGCACUCUGACAGAGGAAAUGCGGGAGGAUGCGCUCCGCCGCGUCGGUCUGUGGCAGAUUAUCAAAGACCGUGGAGGCUUGACCGAGUCAAUGAAGGACAUGGGCUUCUCGCUUGGCCAGAGACAGCUCUUCCAACUGGCCCGCGCGAUACUGCACCAUGAAGUGACAAGAUCUAAAGUUGUCCUGAUGGACGAGGUGACGGCAGGUCUGGAUGAAGGAACAGAAGAGAGAAUAGCGGUAAUUCUCGACGAUGCUUUUAGAGGAUGCGCCAGGGUCGUCAUUUCUCAUCGAAUGCCGACUUUGGACAGCGCAGAUGCCAUCAUGGUAAUGCACCAGGGUCAAGCGCGGGUUGAACACAGGCCUGGCGACACGAAUUGGGCUCAGUAUUUUGAGCAAAAGUAG